UCGAAGAAUGAAGAAGUAGACAUGUUAUUCGCUCCUGCCUCGCCUGACACAAGUGUUCCCCGUAAUCCCCGUUUCGGACCGGGUUACAAGAGAAAAUUCUUGCGUGGAAGCCAUUGCAGCUCUUCUGGAUCCAUUUGCCAAGAUAUAACAUCAUUCCUGUGCUCUACCGCUCCUGCCGGCGGUCGGAGAUAAAAAUUCCAUCUCUGUUCGUUCGGACGGCAUCAAGAGAGUUUUGGCGACGUUAGAUCUGUAGAAGGAUAACUCUCAGCUUCUUAUGGAGGGAGCCUCUGGCGACGGCUUGGGUGCUUCCAAUUCCCUGGAGAAAUGGAAGACCAAUUUCUCCCGAACAUUCCAGCAUUAUCUCGAUCGGUCUACCCCUCAUCCCGUGGGAAGAUGGCUGGGGGCUCUCGGCGUUGCUUUGAUUUAUCUAUUGCGGGUUUAUUUGAUUCAGGGUUUCUACAUCGUCACCUACGGGCUCGGGAUCUAUUUGCUUAACCUUCUUAUUGGGUUCCUAUCUCCGAUUGCGGAUCCCGAGAUUGAGGGCUUGGAUGGAGCGUCGCUUCCCACCAGGGGUUCGGAUGAAUUCAAGCCAUUCAUUCGGCGCCUUCCAGAGUUCAAGUUCUGGUACUCGAUAACUAAAGCCAUCUGCAUCGCUUUUGUCUUGACCUUUUUUUCUGUCUGCGAUGUUCCGGUGUUUUGGCCUAUUCUUCUAUGUUACUGGAUCGUUCUUUUUAUUUUAACUAUGAAGCGGCAGAUUAUGCACAUGAUCAAAUACAAAUAUAUCCCAUUCAGUUUAGGGAAGCAGAAGUAUACUGGGAAGAAGGCUCCAGCAAACGGCAGUCCGCCGCAGUAAUUCUGGAGACUAGCGUGGCUCUCUUAUUUUAGGAUUCUAAUGCGAUAUGUACCUUAUUGCUUUCAUAUUUGCUAACGAAAACCUAUCAUUUCAAUAUGCUUGCCUUAAGCUCGAUAUCUUUUAGUGUUCAACUCUUAACUAAUCAUGA
Messenger RNA from Phalaenopsis equestris, 1001 nucleotides. Its product is annotated as protein RER1B-like. The record is from RefSeq and is a predicted model, not a curated record. Gene Ontology annotation, cellular component: Golgi membrane. Gene Ontology annotation, biological process: retrograde vesicle-mediated transport, Golgi to endoplasmic reticulum; protein retention in ER lumen. Bases 275 to 853 code for a protein of 192 amino acids. Lineage: Eukaryota; Viridiplantae; Streptophyta; Magnoliopsida; Asparagales; Orchidaceae. The transcript is spliced from 3 exons.